UUCUACAGGUCCCUGAACAUCAAAGUGGCCCUGAUUGGCCUGGAAGUCUGGACGGACCAAGACAAGUGCACGGUGAGCGAGGACUCCCACGCCACCCUCGUCUCCUUUCUCCAGUGGAAGAAGACGCUGCGGGCCCGCAAGAAACACGACAACGCUCAGCUCCUCACUGGGAUCACCUUUAGAGGCACCACCAUCGGAAUGGCUCCCCUGGAGGGCAUGUGCAGUGCAGAGAACUCUGGGGGCGUGAGCAUGGACCACUCGGAGUUACCCAUCGGAGCAGCGGCCACCAUGGCUCACGAGAUCGGCCACAAUUUCGGCAUGAGCCACGACCCGGAAGGCUGCUGCGUGGAGGCCACGGCAUCGCAGGGCGGCUGCGUCAUGGCUGCUGCCACAGGGCACCCCUUCCCCCGGGUCUUCAGCUCCUGCAGCCGCAGUCAGUUGGAGGGCUACUUCCAGAAGGGAGGAGGCGUCUGCCUUUUCAACCUGCCGGACACCAAAGACCUGGUAGUGGGGAAGAAGUGCGGCAACGGAUUUUUGGAGGAAGGAGAGGAAUGUGACUGUGGGGAGGCCGAGGAGUGCACCAAUCUUUGCUGUAAUGCCCAGAAUUGCACGCUGAAAGCCGACGCGGAGUGCGCCCAUGGAGAAUGUUGUAAUUCCUGCAAGCUCAAGACGGCCGGGAUCAUGUGUCGGGAGCCAGCUGGAUCGUGUGAUCUCCCGGAAUAUUGUACGGGCGCUUCACCCUACUGUCCUGCCAAUGUCUACUUGUUGGAUGGCUCAACGUGUUCCCACGGAGAGGAGUAUUGUUACAACGGCAUGUGCAUGACGCACCAUCAACAAUGCAUCCAGCUGUGGGGGCGAG
Notechis scutatus (mainland tiger snake) is the source of this 859-nucleotide messenger RNA. The record is from RefSeq and is a predicted model, not a curated record. Lineage: Eukaryota; Metazoa; Chordata; Lepidosauria; Squamata; Elapidae.